AUGAUUUUGUUUGUGAUUUUAAAUAUUUUAAAAGAAAUUGCUGCAUUCCAGCCGGAAUUCGUUGAAAGCAUAUCGAAUGUCUCGGUACCAGUGGGUCGUGAUGCCACAUUCACAUGCCAUGUGCGACAUUUGGGCGGUUAUAGGGUUGGUUGGCUCAAAGCUGAUACGAAAGCCAUUCAGGCCAUACACGAGAAUGUCAUAACCCAUAAUUCCCGUGUGACAGUCAGUCAUUUGGAUCAGAAUACAUGGAAUUUACAUAUACGAGCAGUAACCGAAGAGGAUCGCGGUGGCUAUAUGUGUCAAUUGAAUACGGAUCCCAUGAAGAGUCAGAUCGGCUACCUAGAUGUCGUUAUACCACCCGAUUUUGUAACGGAAGAUACAUCAUCUGAUGUCAUUGUACCCGAGGGAAGUGCAGUUCGGCUGACAUGUAGGUAA
This is a messenger RNA of Musca vetustissima, 435 nucleotides long. Its product is annotated as cell adhesion molecule 4-like. NCBI's taxonomy places the organism in Eukaryota, Metazoa, Arthropoda, Insecta, Diptera, Muscidae. Bases 1 to 435 code for a protein of 144 amino acids. The transcript has 4 exons. Gene Ontology annotation, cellular component: neuron projection. The record is from RefSeq and is a predicted model, not a curated record.